AUGUGGGUGGUGGUCGUGGUGAUGAUUGUGCUAUCGCCGACGGUGAUAGCGCUGAGAGUCUUGACGGUCUCGCACUGGUCACGCUUCUGCAAGCCCGAGGCCGCGGCUCCGGACGCGACAGCGCCAGAGGUCACGGCGGGGGAGAACGUGGCCGCAGGCGUGAAAGUAGGCGUCCAGGUGCGCUUGGGCGUCGCCGUGACCGUACUGCUGGACUUGGGGUUCUUGGGCACGGGUUUGGUGUUGGUGCUGGCGGUGCCGGCCUUGAAGGUUCGCGUGGCGGUCAUCACUUGCCAGUGUGACACUUCGUGGGUCACGGUCUGCGUGUGCGUCGACGUCUCAAGGUUGUAA
Molecule: messenger RNA, 348 nt
Organism: Penicillium alfredii
Lineage: Eukaryota; Fungi; Ascomycota; Eurotiomycetes; Eurotiales; Aspergillaceae
Exons: 1
Coding region: 1-348 (115 amino acids)
Source: RefSeq, a predicted model, not a curated record